This is a messenger RNA of Arachis ipaensis, 1608 nucleotides long. NCBI's taxonomy places the organism in Eukaryota, Viridiplantae, Streptophyta, Magnoliopsida, Fabales, Fabaceae. The record is from RefSeq and is a predicted model, not a curated record.
AUGUCGGGAUUAGUAGGAGAGACGCAGAGUGCUUUUGUGAAGGGGAGGAAGAUUCAUGAUGGGGCCCUAAUAGUGUAUGAAACAGUCCACUGGCUUAAGAGGAGAAAUAAGGAGGAUAUGGUGUUGCAGAAGAUGGGGUUUGGGUGCAGGUGGAGGGCUUGGGUUAUGGAGUGUGUGACCACGACCUCUAUUUCGGUAUUGAUUAAUGGCUCGCCUUCUAAAUCGUUCAAGAUGGAAAGGGGCUUAAGACAAGGUGACCCGCUCUCUCCCUUCUUGUUUGUGCUGGUUGUGGAUGUUCUGCAUAGGAUGGUUGGUCAGGCAGUUAGGAACGAGUGUAUUUCUCCCUUAGUGGUUGGUAGAGACGGGGUGAAGUUAUCCCAUCUUCAGUUUGCUGAUGACACUAUUCUAUUUUGCCCACCAGAAGAUGAGACCAUGAAGAACUACAAGCGGUUGCUGAGCUUGUGGGGUUGUAAGGAAGGUACCCUCCCAGUUAAAUACCUUGGAGUGCCCCUAGGAGCUAACCCAAAGUUGGUAAAGACCUGGAAGCCUAUAAUUGACAAAGUGGAAGAGAAACUAAGCCUCUGGAAAGCGAAGGUGCUUAACAAAGCUGGAAAGUUGGUGCUUAUCAAAUCAGUGUUAAAUAGCUUGCCGGUGUAUUACUUGAGCUUGUAUAAGAUGCCAAAGGCAGUUGCUGAGAAAUUGAUAUCCUUGCAGAGAAAGUUUCUAUGGAACAAGGAGGAUGGGAGGAAUGGUAUGGCGUUAGUAAGAUGGGAGCUGGUGCAGGCCCCAAAGAAGUUAGGUGGGUUGGGAGUUGAUGAUGCUAUGGUUCGGAACUUUGCACUUUUGUUUAAGUGGUGGUGGCGUUUUGCGAAGGAAGAGUGCCUAUUGUGGAAAAAAGUGGUCUGUUCUUGUAAUAAUCUGAAGCCGACUGAGUUACUGUCUACUCAAGUGUUACCUACCAGAGGAGGCCCUUGGAAGGAUAUAUGCCAGUUACAGCUGAAAGAUCAACAUAUAAGGGAUAAGAUGAUUACAGGUCUGUCCAUGGAGAUUGGUGAUGGUCGUCGGACGCGUUUUUGGGAGGAUAUAUGGUUACAUUGUGGAUCCUUGAAGGAUCGAUUCCCCCGACUCUUCUCUGUUUCAAACCUGUGUGGUUCGACUAUUGGGGAUUGUGGGUUUUGGGAUGGGUUAGAGUGGGUUUGGAACUUCUUUUGGAGGCGAGAGCUCUUUCAGUGGGAGUUGGAUCUUCUGGGUCAGUUGCAUGAGACUUUGAGGCCGGUGUUACAAGAAGGCAUGCUCUCAGAGGAUAUAACCAGUUACAGUUUCACCAAGACCAUUUGGAAAGGUGUGGAAUGCUUGGAUAUCUGUGUUUGGCCGUCUAUGGUCCAUUCCGGGAUUGAUGAAGGAACACUUUCUAAGUUGGAUAGAAGAGCCCGUAGGAAUGAGGAUCGAAAGCAGCGGUUGAGGUGCUUCUGUGCGGUCAUCUGGAACAUUUGGAUGGAAAUGAAUAAGAGGAUAUUUCAGAAUAAAAGCAAAGGUGUAGAAAAAAUCAUCAAUUUGCCUGUGCUCAGCUAUAAGGAGUGGGAAGGCGCACUCUCUUCGUGUUGUUGA